Daldinia childiae is the source of this 1260-nucleotide messenger RNA. RefSeq lists its product as uncharacterized. Lineage: Eukaryota; Fungi; Ascomycota; Sordariomycetes; Xylariales; Hypoxylaceae. Bases 1 to 1260 code for a protein of 419 amino acids. Gene Ontology annotation, molecular function: S-adenosylmethionine-dependent methyltransferase activity. The record is from RefSeq and is a predicted model, not a curated record. The transcript is spliced from 2 exons.
AUGGAACUAGCGAAACCGGCUUAUAGAGAUGAUUCUCAGUGGGAUGGGGUCGAAGAAGCCAUCGAAGACCCAGAGGAAAUCAGAGUCAUAUUCUGCGCCCUCGAUUCUUUUAGCCAAUAUGCGAAGACGGCGCACCUGAACUGCACCCAUUUUCGUAGGCAGGCGUUCUACGCUCUCCCUCAGGCCCACUGGCAAUUACUCGCCCAGCCGCCUUUUUCGUAUCUGGAUGUGUUAAAUCGCAUAGACGAUGCUAUUGAGAGUAAUGCGGAGCUAGCUCGUAUUAUCGUCAAGUUUGGCUUGAGGUCUUUUGGCGUACUUGAAGCUGCUUCGGAAAAGGAGCUUACUAUGCCUGAAGAAUGGUCCGGUGUUGCUAAAUAUAAUGAUCUGGAUAAGGCCCGGAGCACUAUUAGGCAAUUCUACCGUGACUGGUCCGCCGAGGGUGCUGUUGAACGUGAUGCUUGUUACGGACCUAUAUACCGUGCGCUAAGUGACGAGAAGGCGAGAUAUCCUAACCGACAACCGAUGAAAGUUUUGGUACCUGGUGCCGGGCUGGGACGACUAGUAUUUGAUCUCUGUCGGACGGGGUACCAUACGGAAGGCAACGAGAUUUCCUACCAUCAACUGUUGGCAUCGUCGUACAUUCUCAACUCUACCGAAACCGCUGGUCAACACACUAUAUUUCCAUGGAUCCACUCCUUUUCAAACCACAAGAGUCGCGAUAAUCAAUUUACAUAUUACAAAAUCCCAGAUAUUCACCCCCAGACGACAUUAGCGGGGACGAAGGGUAUCGGCUCGAUGGAAAUGUGUGCCGCAGAUUUCCUCUGCCUGUAUGGGGAUGAAAGCCACAAGGAUACCUACGAUGCCGUAGCCUCCGUAUUUUUCCUUGACACGGCGCCAAAUCUAAUUCGCUACCUCGAAGUAAUAAGAAAUUGCUUGAAACCUGGUGGUGUUCUUAUCAAUGUCGGACCUCUGUUAUGGCACUGGGAGAAUCACGUCCCCGGCCAUUACGGAUAUGAUGGAGACGGUGAUUACGAUGAAAAUAAUUCUUUAGGCAUUGCAGAUCCGGGGAGUUUCGAGCUUACUGAUGACGAAGUCGUCGCGUUGGUGGAGCGUAUGGGUUUUAUCAUAGAGAAGCGAGAAACAGGCCUGCACGCCCCUUACGUGCAGGACUCUCAGAGCAUGUUGCAAACGGCAUAUAAAGCUAGCCACUGGGUCGCGCGAAAGCCAGAGGACGGAUCUAAUGUGAUGUCUGAAAUCUAG